AUGCCUUCCUGGAUAUCGCGAGCCACUGAGUCUCACAAUGCUCAGCUUAUCACGACGGCCGCCGUAUCAGGCUUCGUCGUGGGGAGUGCGAUUCUCGGAUUCCAAAAGGCUCGACGGAUGACAAGGGUCGCGGAUCUGAAAGCAUCGAUUCCAGAUCUCAGUGACGAUCAUCGCGCGUCCAGAUUAACUGAAUAUGGCGCUGCUUCAAAUGUCUUUGCUCCAAGCAAGGAAGAUGAACGGAGUAUGGCAUUAGCCGCAAGAGCAAGGAAAGGCGAUUAUGACGAUGAUCUCAUCCUUGAACAACUGGCGAGAAACAGAGUAUUCCUCACAGAUUCCGGCAUAGCCAAGUUGAGGAACGCUUUCGUGAUUGUCGUCGGAUGCGGAGGCGUCGGAUCACAUGCGACAGCCGCUCUCGCUCGGUCAGGAUGCUCCAAGCUUAGGCUCAUCGAUUUUGAUCAGGUCACGCUCUCUUCGCUCAACCGCCAUGCUGUUGCUACUUUGGCAGAUGUUGGAACGCCCAAGGUACACUGUCUCCGAAAACGACUUGAGCAGAUCACUCCCUGGACGCACUUCGAAUGCCGGAAUGAACUCUUUGGCGAGCAAACCGCAGCAGCACAACUAGCACCCUUGAAUGGCCAACAGCCAGAUUUCGUCAUUGAUGCGAUCGACAACAUCGACAGCAAAGUUGCACUUCUGGCAUACUGCUACAUGAACAACAUCAAGGUCAUAUCUUCCAUGGGCGCAGGGUGCAAGUCUGACCCUACAAGAAUCUUCAUCGGCGACAUCUCUGGGAGCACAGACGACCCCUUAUCAAAGUCUACCAGAAGAAAGUUGCGGUUGAAGGGCGUCAAAGAUGGCAUACCAGUUGUAUACUCUACUGAGAGGCCCGGUCCUGGAAAGGCUGAGCUUCAGCCUCUUUCUGAAGAAGAAUUUGCCAAAGGCAACGUUGGAGAGCUGGGUGUUCUCGCAGACUUCCGCGUACGAAUUUUGCCCGUCCUGGGUACUAUGCCAGCCAUCUUCGGCCUAGCUGUUGCGAAUCAUGUCAUUCUUUCCAUCUCCGGUUACCCUCAUGAAUACCUGCCGUCAAAGUCUCGCGACAAGAUGUACGACGGAAUCUUGGGUGCUCUUCAAGGAGCUGAAGAACGGCUAGCCCGCGCAAUCUUCAACGAGGAUCCACUGGGCCUCAAGAUUCCCAUCACACAAGACGACGUCGGUUAUCUGGUGGAAGAAGUAUUCAGCGGACGAAGCAUCAUCAGUGGAUUGUCUACACGUCUAGCAUUGACGCGAUGGACCAAGCCAACCCAGAGCUUUCUUGACCAGAGCACACCAGGUCAGAAGAAUAGUAACCUUCAGAUGAAGGACCUAGUUCUCAUGACCAAGGAAGAGGUAACAAGGCAUGAGAAGGAAGUGUUGAAAGGCCAAAAGAACCUGGAGGAGGUAUAUGACGCCGAAACGAUUGAGCGUGUCAACAAAAGAAUGGCAGAAGAAGAGAAGUUCCAACGCUUCAGGUAA
Alternaria atra is the source of this 1512-nucleotide messenger RNA. RefSeq lists its product as uncharacterized. Gene Ontology annotation, cellular component: mitochondrial outer membrane. Gene Ontology annotation, molecular function: ubiquitin-like modifier activating enzyme activity; tRNA threonylcarbamoyladenosine dehydratase activity. Gene Ontology annotation, biological process: cyclic threonylcarbamoyladenosine biosynthetic process. The record is from RefSeq and is a predicted model, not a curated record. NCBI's taxonomy places the organism in Eukaryota, Fungi, Ascomycota, Dothideomycetes, Pleosporales, Pleosporaceae. The coding region runs from base 1 to 1512 and encodes 503 amino acids. The transcript has 3 exons.